Molecule: messenger RNA, 1889 nt
Organism: Cornus florida
Lineage: Eukaryota; Viridiplantae; Streptophyta; Magnoliopsida; Cornales; Cornaceae
Exons: 3
Coding region: 1-900 (299 amino acids)
Molecular function (GO): protein binding
Source: RefSeq, a predicted model, not a curated record
AUGGACAUUCAGAUGUCCGAGGAGAUUGAAUUUGCUGACGAACUCUUGAAUUUCUUUUAUGUAAUGCAUUCGAUUCGUCUCUCUGUCGACGGCCAAAUCGCAGACGACGACGAAUAUCAUCAAUCUUCUUCUUCCUCAACCACAUCCUCUUCAGAUCCAUAUCUCUGCCGAAACGUCUGCAGCGUCUGCUUCAGUCGACUCAACACUGCGGCACCGGAGUUCGUCCCUCGCAGCUCAUCAUCCUCUUCACCGACUCAGCCCAGACUCGUGAUUCCUCAUCAAGCUUCUCCGCACCCUUGGUUGGCCCAUGUGUAUCCGGGUCCCAAUUCUCCAUUUAGGGUUCCAAUUCGGAGCCAUGUGACCGUGCAUUAUCACCCACAUCCUCACUAUGUUCCAAUUCAGUAUCAUCAAGAGAUCAAUGGAGUUCAAGCUCAACAGCAAGCUCCAAUUGAGCAUGACCAUGUCUCCACCUCGAGAAAUGGUCUAUCCGAGGAAGCUACUCAGAAGAUUCUUAAUCAGAUGGAAGAGCGAAAAUGGGAAGAGUUGAACUUGGAUAUCUUGUUGUAUGUGUUUGAGAGAUUGGGAGUUAAAUCUCUGAUGUUGGAUGUUCCCCGCGUAUGCAAGUCAUGGUACAAAGCAACUCGCUAUCCACAAUGUUGGCGACACCUCAAGUUUGAUGCGUUUUCAUUCAAUGUCAGGUCAGAAUUAAGGGUUGCAGAUCCAAAAAAAGAGCUUGACAUUAAGUUUGAUAUGUUUUCAUUCAAUGUCUGGUCAGAAUUAAUGUUUGCAAAUCGAAAAAAAGAGCUUGAAUCCCUCGAAUCAUUAAGUUUGUUGUCAAACAUAGUGCUAGAUCUGCUGUUUCGCUAUCUAUGCCUUCCAAUUCUACUAAAGAGGCUUUAGUUUAUGUUGCAAACGAGUAAGUUUUCUAAACUACAUUAAGAUAGUUCAGUGACUCUUAACCAUUUUUGGCAAUUGUUUAGUUUUAUUAGAUGAAGUGCUACAGUGAAAAAUACGCUGAAUGAGACGUUACAUAUGAUUCUACUUAAUUGUCAAGGGAAAGAUGACCAUGCCAGUGAUUAAUUUGGUUACAUAAAUGAAGGGUGCUCUUCAAUCCUGAUGAACACUUAUCUUUUCGAAAUCCAUCAUAUGUUAACAUAUGACCUAAUAUAGCCUUAAAAAAAGAAUGCCAUUCUUACAUGGAAAAUAUUGGAAUUUAUUUGACACUGAAUUUUUGUUCCCAGGUGUCCUGCCUUGAAAUAUUUGACGUUGUCUCAGGGUCUACCUGAAGAUCAUAUGUCCAUCAUUCCAAACCUUAUAAGCAGAUGGAAAAAUCUGGAAAGGUUAACACUAGACUACAACGCUAAUAUGCAAUAAAUCCUUGCAGAAGUCGGCCUUCAUUGCAAGAACUUUGUUUGGUUAGCUAUUACAAAUCCCAAUAUUUGGGAAGAGGAAGCAUCAGCCAUCGUCACACAUCUGCCAAACAUUAAGUAUUUGGAUCUGGGCAGUGCAUCAGCCAUCGUCACAUAUCUGCCAAACAUUAAGUAUUUGGAUCUGGGCAGUGCAUUCCUUGAACGGGAGCUUCUAGUGAUGAUUUUGCAAUGCUGCAAAGAACUUGUGUUUUUUGAUGUUAAGAAUUGCAUAGGUUUCGAGUGUGAUGGUGAAAUAUUGAAGCUUGCCUCUCAUAUUGCAAAAUUCAAGUGCAAGGUUUCGACUGCAGACGGGUAGUAGGUGGUGACGAUUAUGAUGUCUUUGUGAAUAAUUAGUUGGUAUUAUGAAGUAAGAAUUGUAUAUGUCAUAUCUAUAUUUAUUUACCAUGCGAAUGAAAACUAUCCAGGUACUUUGUAUUAUCGAACUAUAUUUAAUACAUGGGCUUUCCGCUUUUGUUAACA